CCACAACGUGUCGCGACAUCGGAUAACGGUGUUCAAGAUGGCGCAAUCGCCGCCAUGCAUUACGAUACGCCACCGGAUGAUGAUAGCCAGUGUGGACAUGUCCACGGUGGGGUAGGAUAUGUAUACAUACGAGAACGGAUAUAGCCUUACUCCAACGUGACCACCAGAUUUAUAUCCAACACAUAGCAUUCGACAUCCAACAUUCGACACCACUACAAACCAACUCCAACCCCAACCUUGAGACCAAACCACAACAUGACAGACCCAACGCCCCCAGACAGCGCGUCAACCCCCAAAAAGAAGAUCCUCAUCAAUGCCUUCGACAUGAGCACCGUCGGCCACCUCUCCCCCGGCCAAUGGAAAAACCCCAACGACCAAUCCGCUACCAAGCGAAGACUCCCCUACUGGACCAACCUCGCCCAGCUCCUCGAGCGCGGCGGCAUCAACGCGCUCUUCCUGGCCGACACGUACGGCGGCUACGACACCUACGAAUCGAGCCUGGACAACUGCAUCCGGCGGGGCGCGCAGUGGCCGAUGACCGACCCGACGAUCCCGAUCUCGGCCAUGGCAGCUGUGACGAAGAACUUGUCGUUUGCAAUCACCGCCAGCACGAGUUUCGAGCCGCCGUUUCUGCUCGCGAAGAGGUUUAGCACGCUGGAUCACCUCACCGGCGGCCGGUUUGGCUGGAACAUCGUGACCAGCUGGAAGAAAGCGGCGUUUCGCGCGAUUGGACUCGACGAGCCUGUGGAGCACGAUGCGCGGUAUGCGCAGGCGGACGAGUAUCUGCGGGUGCUGUACAAGUUGUGGGAGGGGAGUUGGGCGGACGACGCGAUUACGGAGGACCGGGAGCGCGACGAGUACAUUGAUCCGGCGCGCGUCAGGACGAUCAAGCACGACGGCAAGUUCUUCCACCUCGAGUCGAAGCACAUUGUCGACCCGUCGCCGCAGCGCACGCCGUUUCUGUUCCAGGCGGGAACGUCGGCGGCGGGGAGCGAGUUUGCGGCGACGCAUGCAGAGGCGAUCUUUGUCUCGUCGCACUCGCCGGUGGUGCUGAAGCCGAAGAUUGCACGGAUUCGCGAGCUGGCGAGGGAGAAGGGGCGGGAUCCGCAGAGUAUCAAGGUCUUUGCGACGUUUACGCCGAUUCUGGGAAAGACGGAUGAGGAGGCCAGGCUCAAGCACGAGGAGUUGAAGAAGUACGCGAGCGAGAUUGGCGGGCUGGUGCUUGUAUCGGGCUGGACGGGUAUUGAUUUGAGCCAGUACCCGCCUGAUAAGAUCCUCACUGCAGACGACGCAACGACGGACCAUCGGGUGAGGAGUUUGUUGGAUCAGUUUACUGUGACAUCGCCUGACGUACCGGCGUGGACGCCAAAGGUCAUUGCUGAAAAAGCCUCAAUUGGAGGUCUUGGGCCGGUGAGCGUUGGAUCGCCAACCACAGUUGCGGACGAACUUGAGCGGUGGGUAAAGGAGGCAGAUGUUGACGGGUUCAACAUUGGGUAUGUAACUACGCCGGGCAGCUUUGAAGAUGUUGUUGAUCUGCUGGUACCUGAGUUGAGAAGGAGAGGCAUUUACUCGCAGCCUGAGGAGGAAGGGCUGACAGCGAGAGAGAAGGUGUACGGGAAGGGACAGGCAGGCUUGCGCGCUGACCACACAGGCAGCCAGUACAAGUACGAUGUGUAUGAUGAGUCGAAACCGUAG
This is a messenger RNA of Boeremia exigua, 1695 nucleotides long. Its product is annotated as luciferase-like domain-containing protein. Gene Ontology annotation, molecular function: monooxygenase activity; oxidoreductase activity, acting on paired donors, with incorporation or reduction of molecular oxygen. Bases 256 to 1695 code for a protein of 479 amino acids. NCBI's taxonomy places the organism in Eukaryota, Fungi, Ascomycota, Dothideomycetes, Pleosporales, Didymellaceae. The transcript is spliced from 2 exons. The record is from RefSeq and is a predicted model, not a curated record.